Molecule: messenger RNA, 431 nt
Organism: Medioppia subpectinata
Lineage: Eukaryota; Metazoa; Arthropoda; Arachnida; Sarcoptiformes; Oppiidae
Source: the annotation of a GenBank genome assembly
AUGACUGACUAUACGGGAAAUUUUAAAUUAGUCUCAUCCGAGAACUUUGAUGCUCUCCUUAGAGAGCUAGGUGUGAGCGAAGAGGUGGUAAAGUCAGUGCAAAACACAACUCAGGAGUUGGAGAUCACAAAAGCCGGUGAUGUCUACACAUCGAAGACAAUCUCUCCGAACAGAACCCAUGAGAUUAAGUUUGAAUUGGGAAAGGAGUUUGACGAACCCCGACCCGAUGGCAAAACUGUUAAGUCAGUGGUGGUGGCGGACGGCAAUCGACUCGUCCAGACCUCAAAGAGCGACAAAGAGGUGAAAGUUGUGCGCGAAUACAACGGCAAUGAGCUUCGGGUGACCGUAACCGCCGGCCCGGUUGUGGCCGUCCGGACGUACGCCAAACAAUAGACACUAAAUGUUUUACCCGACACUCUAUUCAAACUGAU